Dictyostelium purpureum is the source of this 537-nucleotide messenger RNA. RefSeq lists its product as uncharacterized. The transcript has a single exon. NCBI's taxonomy places the organism in Eukaryota, Evosea, Eumycetozoa, Dictyosteliales, Dictyosteliaceae. The record is from RefSeq and is a predicted model, not a curated record. Gene Ontology annotation, molecular function: structural constituent of ribosome. Gene Ontology annotation, cellular component: mitochondrial large ribosomal subunit; ribosome. Bases 1 to 537 code for a protein of 178 amino acids. Gene Ontology annotation, biological process: translation.
AUGCGUCAUGGUAAUAAAUUAGUUAAAUUAGGUAGAGAUUCAAAACACAGAGAAUUGAUGUUUCGUACUAUGGUAACCCAAUUAAUUCGUCAUGAACGUAUUAAAACCACAUUAGUUAAAGCAAAAGCAUUAAGAAAAGAAGCUGAAAAGAUCAUCACAAUUGCAAAGAGAAAUACCAGACAAUCACAUUCAUUAGUUUAUUCAUAUCUCACCGAUAGAAAAGUUAUCCCAAAAUUAUUUAAAGAACUUAGACUUCGUUUCAACACUAGAGAAGGUGGUUAUACUAGAGUAUUAAAAUGUGGUACUCGUUUAUCAGAUAGAUCAAAGAUGGCAUUCAUCGAAUUUGUCGAAAAUGAUCUUCAACCACUUCGUGAUUUUAAAGCAAACAACAGUAAAUUCGGUAUCACCAAAAAACCAACUCCACAAGGUACUCUCUUUAGUUUCGAAGAAAAAGAAUCUGGUAAAGUUCUUUCAUCUGCUUUAUCUUUAAAUAACAGAUUUAAAAAAUUAGAAUUACAAAAAAAGCAACAAAAUUAA